Molecule: messenger RNA, 1197 nt
Organism: Sorghum bicolor (sorghum)
Lineage: Eukaryota; Viridiplantae; Streptophyta; Magnoliopsida; Poales; Poaceae
Product: U1 small nuclear ribonucleoprotein C-2
Exons: 5
Coding region: 141-827 (228 amino acids)
Biological process (GO): spliceosomal snRNP assembly; mRNA splicing, via spliceosome; mRNA 5'-splice site recognition
Cellular component (GO): U1 snRNP; nucleus
Molecular function (GO): pre-mRNA 5'-splice site binding; zinc ion binding
Source: RefSeq, a predicted model, not a curated record
AUGGGCCUACAUGCCAUUGACCGGCCCAGCCCUGCUCUUUGCUUCACGAGCCCUUCGAGAGUCCUCCGCCGUCCUCUGCCGCCGCCGUCCGUUCUCGGCUCCGUUCUCGACCGAGUCCGCCGCCGUCAUCCGCCGCUGCGAUGCCUCGGUAUUACUGUGACUACUGCGACACCUACCUGACCCAUGACUCGCCAUCUGUCCGGAAGCAACACAAUGCUGGAUACAAACACAAGGCUAAUGUUCGAACCUACUAUCAGCAAUUUGAGGAGCAGCAAACUCAAAGUUUAAUUGAUCAAAGAAUCAAGGAGCAUCUUGGACAAGCUGCAGCUUUCCAGGCAGGUGCCCCUUUCAACCAACAUAUGCUCGCAUUCCCAGGAGCUGUAGCCCGCCCUCGUCUCCCAAUUCUGCCAACCCCUGGCAUGCCUCAUGGAUUCCCUCAAGCACCAUUGAUGCCAGGAGUUAGGCCCCCGAUUUUACCAGCUCCAGGUGUUCCAGGUUAUCCUGGUGCUCCACCAACCAUGCCGCAACCAGGCGCCCCACCUGGCUCCAUGCCACAACCAGGCGCCCCACCUGGCUCCAUGCCACAACCGGGCGCUCCACCUGGUUCUAUGCCGAUGCAGAUGGCCCCACUCCCAAGGCCUCCAACACUACCACCUCCAACAUCUGGAGUCCCAGGUGCCCCCAUUCCUAACAGUGCAGCACCUCCAGCCAUUUACCAAGCGAAUCCACCAGCACCUGCAGGUCCGACUUCUGGUGCUCCUCCAGCUCCACCAACUGCUCCACAGCCUGCAUUCUCCUAUGCUCUGCCAUCAGAGGGCAACCACUGAUUCUGUUCCUUAGUCUCAUUUACUUGGGAGGCAUAUGAAGUUGAUGUUGCCAGAAAGGCUUUGCUCCUUUGCAAUUUGAUGUUGCCGUCAUUUAACUGAGGCCAUUUCUGCCAGCUUGAAUUCAAGGGAUUGUUGAGAAAAACUUUCUGAGUGCUUGGGGCACUGUAUGCUAGUCGAUGUAGGUUAACUAUGUAAUCGACUUUCUAUAUCAAUUUCAAAAAAAAACGACGCUUGAAGGUGGAAACUGGGUUUCCUGUCAGAAAUUUAUGUGGCAUGGGAUGCUUGAACUCAAUAACACAUUUAUGUGUUAUAUGAUUCACCAGUAUUCAUGUUUUAUUAUUUUAUAUGAUUCACCAGUAUUCAUGUUUUA